UUUGGUCUCUGGAUUAGCCUCUGGUCUGUGGUGCUGCUGAAUUCUAAAGAGACGCAGGCGGAGCUCGGCUGGACCUCCUUCCCCCCCAACGGAUGGGAGGAGAUCAGCGGCGUGGACGAGAAGUACAAGCCCAUCCGCACGUACCAGGUGUGUAACGUGAUGGAGCCCCUGCAGCAGAACAACUGGCUGCAGACGGGCUGGGUGGCCAGGAGGGGGGGCCAGCGCAUCUUCGUGGAGCUGCAGUUCACCCUCCGAGACUGCAACAGCAUCCCGGGCGUGGCUGGGACGUGCAAGGAAACGUUCAACCUCCUCUACGUGGAGUCCGACCGCGACCUGGGCGGCGUCACCAGAGAAGACCGCUACACCAAGAUCGACACCAUAGCGGCGGACGAAAGCUUCACGCAGGGAGAUCUGGGAGAACGGAAGAUGAAACUGAACACCGAAGUGAGAGAGAUCGGGCACCUGAACCGAAAAGGCUUCCAUUUGGCGUUCCAGGACGUGGGAGCGUGCGUGGCCCUGGUGGCGGUGAGGGUGUACUACAAGCGCUGUCUGGCCACCGUGCAGAACCUGGCCGUGUUUCCGGACACGGUGGCGGAGGCGGCGUUCGCGACCCUGGUGGAGGUGAGGGGGGCGUGCGUGAAUAACUCAGAGGUGGAUACGGACAGUCCUCCCAGAAUGCACUGCAGCGCCGAGGGGGAGUGGCUGGUUCCGAUCGGGAAGUGCAGCUGCAGCGCGGGGUACGAGGAGGGGCAUAGCAGCUGUGAAGCGUGUCCCCCCGGCUCGUACAAGAUGUCCUCCCGUCAGCAGGAGUGUUUUCCGUGCCCUGAGAACAGCGUCGCAGAAGAGGACGGCUCCAUUGUGUGUGUGUGUAAAGAGGACCACUUCAGAACGCCCCUGGACACGCCCUCCGCCCCCUGCACCCGACCCCCCUCUCCCCCUCGAGACCUGGUGUACUCUCUGAAACAGUCGACGCUGGUGUUGGAGUGGGCGCCCCCUGCUGACAGUGGGGGGAGAGCGGACCUGUCGUACAGUGUGGGCUGCAGGAGGUGCACCCCCGGGCGAUGCGAUCCGUGCGGGGCCAGUAUCGGUUUUGUGCCGCAGCAGAUCGGCCUGACGGAGAGGACGGUUACCGUGGUGAACCUGUUACCCAACACCAACUACAGCUUCACUGUGGAGGCGCUCAACGGAGUCUCAGAGCUUCUGCCCAAGAAGAGGUUCUACACCCAGGUCAACGUGUCCACCAGCCUGCCCGUCCCGUCUCUGAUCAGUGAGCUGAGAGCUGAGAAGAUCGAGGAGAAGAGUGUGACUCUGGUUUGGAGAGAACCCAACGACCCCAACAGGAGCAGGCCCGAGUACGAAGUCAAGUACUACGAGAAGGAGCAGAAGGACCAGAGCUACUCCACCGUGAAAACCGCCGCCACCCGAAUCAGCGUCAACAACCUCAAACCCGGGACCACCUACGUGUUUCUGAUCAGACCCUUCUCCAGCGCGGCGCCCCCUUCUGGCCUGGCCCCGCUCUCCUCCUCCUCCUCCGCAUCCUCCGCGUCCUCUGCAUCCUCUUCUUCCUCCUCGGCGUCGUCUUCUGCCUCCACCUCCUCGGCUCCUCCCAUCGACUACGGAGCCUACAGCGCCCCCCUGGAACUGCAGACGCUCGGGGAAUUGGCGUUGGCGUCGAGCGAGCAGAACCCGGUGCUGAUCAUCGUGGUGAUCUCUGUGGCGGCUCUCAUCAUGCUGCUGUCCAUGGGAGUGGGUCUGCUCAUCUGGAGGAGACAAUGCGGCUACAGCAAGGCGUCUCAAGAGGGCGACGAGGAGCUCUACUUCCAGUUUAAGAUUCCGACUCGGAGGACAUACAUCGACCCAGAGACUUGUGAGGACCUGAUGCAGGCCGUCCACGCUUUUGCCAAAGAACUGGACAACUCCAGCAUCAAGAUCGAACGCAUCGUACACACAGGUGACUUCGGGGAGGUGUGCCGCGGCUGUCUGAAGCUGCCCAGUAAACGUGAGCUCCCCGUGGCCAUAAAGACGGUGCGGGCGGGGUGCUCGGACAAACAGAGGAGGGCUUUUCUGUGCGAGGCCGGGAUCCUGGGCCAGUUUGACCACUCCAACAUCAUCAGACUGGAGGGCGUCAUCACCACCGGUAACACCAUGAUGAUCGUGGAGGAGAGCAUGUCCAACGGCUCCCUGGACGCCUUUCUCAGGAAACACGAGGGCCAGCUGAGCGUGAUCCAGCUGAUGGACAUGCUGACCGGAGUGGCCUCAGGGAUGAAGUACCUGACCGAGAUGGGCUUCGUACACAAGAGGCUCGCCGCACACAAGGUGCUGGUGAAUUCUAACCUGUGCUGUAAAGUGUCCGGGUUCAGGCCCCUGCAGGAGGACAAGAUCGAGGCCGUCUACACCACACUGCAUGGGGGUAAGAGUGUGGUGCUGUGGUCUGCUCCGGAGGCCAUCCAGUAUCACCGCUUCUCCUCGGCCUCCGACGUCUGGAGCUUCGGGAUCGUCAUGUGGGAGGUGAUGUCCUACGGAGAGAGGCCCUACUGGGACAUGGGCCACCAGGACGUGAUAAAGGCGAUAGAGGACGGCUUCCGGCUGCCUGCUCCUGUCAACUGCCCCCCUCACCUGCACCAGCUCAUGUUGGACUGCUGGCAGAAGGAGCGCACCGAGAGGCCCAGCUUCAGUCAGAUCCACUCAGCGCUCAGUAAAAGUAUACGCUCUCCAGACGCCAUCGGCUCGUCCACGCUCGCACGCAGGACGCUGAGCUCGUCCAUCACGAUAGCAGAGCGCCCCCUGCCCACGUUCCCCGGCUUCAGCUCAGUGGGGGAGUGGCUGGACGCCGUGGACAUGGGACGAUAUAAGGACAACUUCACUGCGGCCGGAUACUGCUACUUAGAGUCUGUGGCAAGGAUGACUGUGCAGGACGUCAUGAGUCUUGGCAUCACCUCGCUGGAGCAUCAGAAGCUCAUCCUCACCGCGAUACAGACUCUGAGAGCGCAGGUCAUUCAAAUGCACGGGCGAGGCGUACAAGUCUAG
Molecule: messenger RNA, 3027 nt
Organism: Boleophthalmus pectinirostris (great blue-spotted mudskipper)
Lineage: Eukaryota; Metazoa; Chordata; Actinopteri; Gobiiformes; Gobiidae
Product: ephrin type-A receptor 7-like
Exons: 18
Coding region: 160-3027 (955 amino acids)
Biological process (GO): cell surface receptor protein tyrosine kinase signaling pathway; axon guidance; protein phosphorylation
Cellular component (GO): neuron projection; plasma membrane
Molecular function (GO): transmembrane-ephrin receptor activity; protein binding; ATP binding
Source: RefSeq, a predicted model, not a curated record